Molecule: messenger RNA, 3381 nt
Organism: Annulohypoxylon truncatum
Lineage: Eukaryota; Fungi; Ascomycota; Sordariomycetes; Xylariales; Hypoxylaceae
Product: cysteine proteinase
Exons: 4
Coding region: 1-3381 (1126 amino acids)
Biological process (GO): proteolysis
Cellular component (GO): cytoplasm
Molecular function (GO): calcium-dependent cysteine-type endopeptidase activity
Source: RefSeq, a predicted model, not a curated record
AUGUCUCAACUACCCUCUAGCCGACGAGACCUUACGAGGUUCGGAUACAGUUCCUCGAGUGAAUCAGACGAACCCCCGCGCAAGGCGACCACUACGACGUCUAAUACACAAGAUAAGAAGAAGAAAAAGAGGAGAAAGACUCCGCCGCAGCAAAGCAUCAAUAAGAUUUGGAGGCGCUUCACCACUAAGGAAUUCACCAAGGCACUGGCAGUCCUCCCGUUCGACCCAGUACCUCUUCCGAGCACCCCAGAGCGCCCUAACGAGCUCCUAUCCGCGGGGUACGAACGUGCCCGCGACGAAUGUUCGCGAAAGGUGAAGAAAAUAAUUGCGGAAUGUAAGCGUGUUAACACGCGCUAUAGAGAUCCCGGCUUUGACCUGGAUUGGGACCUGAAGUGGCUCAAGGGCAAUUGCCUUAAUUAUCUUGGCUCACGCAAGUUUGACAUUCUGAGCUCCAAACUCAGCAUUACCACGUCCGUCCCUAAGGCCGUUAAGCGAGUGCAUGAGAUCUUCGAGAAGCCCACUUUUAUGAAGAAUAUUGCCGCCGACAAUGUGAAGCAAGGCUCGCUCGGCGAUUGCUGGCUAAUUGCUAGCUUGAGUGCGCUAGCCAAUGUCGAGGACGGGAUCAAGCGCAUGUGCGUUGAGUACGACGCUCGUAUUGGAAUAUACGGGUUUGUCUUUUACCGAGACGGCGAGUGGAUUUAUUCCAUUAUCGAUGAUAAGUUAUAUCUUACUUCACCAUGCUGGGAUUCACCGAGCAUGCAACGUGAGAUGCUAAACCAAAUCGACCGUGAGGAGCCCGAAAAGGUGUACCGUAAAACGUACCAGACAGGAUCUAAGGCCCUGUUCUUCGGCCAAUGUAAAGACCAGCAUGAAACCUGGGUCGCGUUGCUAGAGAAGGCCUACGCCAAGGCCCACGGUGAUUACGGCUCCCUAUCGGGCGGUUGGAUCGGCGAGGGAUUGGAGGAUCUUUCUGGCGGUGUCACCACUGAACUCCUAGCUUCUGAUAUACUUGAUAUCGACGAGUUCUGGGAGAACGAGCUCAGCAAGGUCAACAAGGAGUUCCUCUUCGGCUGCUCUACUGGCCUACUUGAUGGUGGGUAUGGCGACCGCAACGGGAUCCGCGAGGGGCAUGCUUACGUGGUGAUGGAUGCGAGAACGUUGAAGAGUGGUCAACGACUCGUGAAACUUCGCAACCCCUGGGGUAAGAACCGUAAGGGCAUAUGGGAAGGGCCGUGGUCAGAUGGUUCUAAGGAGUGGAAUAACGACGUCAAGGAAGAGCUUGACCACCAGUUUGGGAACGAUUCCGUCUUCUGGAUUACUUACGAAGACAUGCUUGAGAAGUACCAGCACUUCGACCGAACGCGCCUUUUCAUGGACCCCGACUGGCGAUGUUGCCAGCGAUGGAUCGGUGUAGAAGUUCCGUGGAAGCAGCAGUGGAACGAGAAAUUCCACAUCAAGUUAACUAAGGAAUCUCCGUUGGUCCUGGUACUACAGCAGCUUGAUAAUAGGUAUUACAAGGGCUUGCACGGCCAGUAUACCUUCAGGAUGCACUUCCGAGUUCACGAACAAGGUCGACCAGAUAGCGAGGAUUACAUUGUCAGAUCCCACGGCAACUACCUCAUGGACCGAUCUGUAUCGAUCGAGGUCCCGUGUAUGGAGCCAGGAAACUACUCGGUAUUUAUCAGCAUCGUAGCUGAGCGCGAUACCGAUAUGCCCUCGAUCGAAGACGUCGUUAAGCGCGAGUGUCGCAAGAGGGUAGAGAACGAGAAGCUGGCACAGGUAGGAUAUGCAUACGAUCUAGCGCAUAGUAAGGGCGUCGCGCACCUCGAACAGGUCGCCAAGUUGCGCAAGAAGUCUGACCAGAAGAAGGCGAGCGCAUCGCGCAUGCAGGAGCGACGCAAGAUGUGGGAGAAGCGUCAUCUCAACCGCGACAUCACGAAGAAACAGUCCAAGAAGAACCAGGAGAAGCGCGACAAGCGGCGGGAGGCCGAAGAGGAGAAGCGGAAGAUCGCGGAAGAGAAGAAGAAGGCUGAAGAGGAGGCUGCCAAAGUCAAGGCCGACGCCGAAGCUGCGGCGAAGAAGAAGAAAGAGGACGAAGAGAGGGCUAAGGCUGAAGCCGAGAAGAAAAAGAAGGAAGAGGCUGAAGCGACUGAGAGAAAGAAGAAGGAGGAGGCCGAAGAGGAGAAGCCUAAGGAUGCGGCGGUUCAGACUGACGAUCUUCAAUCGGGCGAGGAUAAGAGCAUCCAGAUGGAGGAGGCUAAGCAAACAGCGGAAACUAAAGAUGAAGCUAUUAGUUCCGAGUCUGCUGACAAGCCGAAGGAGCCUGAGGACGCCUCCAAAGAUGCGGUAAAAGACGAUGCUGCCGUGGACGCCAAAACGGAGAAGCCAAAGGAGGACGUCGCCGAGACCCCGAAGGAGGAUGUCGCUGAUGCUCCGAAGGAGGAGACUAAGCCAGAAGAGAAGAAGUCCGAAGAGAAGCCCGACGAGAAGACUUCCGAGGAGAAACCGGCCGAAGACAAAUCUUCAUCCGGCGGUGAUGAUGCCUCCACCGCUUCAACGGCUGCUCCUGCCCCUGCUGCCAAGACCAGCAGUCGACAAAAGCAACCUCCGCCUCCGCCUGCUUACUCGACAGACGGCGACUCUUCCGACAGCCCGGUUGAGGACUGGGAGCUGCUGUACUCAUCCGACGAUAUGUCUAAGAAACCGCGGAUGGCUACUACGCAGCCGCCCGCGACAACCAACGACGCUGCGGUGGAGAGUGACGGCGAAUCGGGCCUGCCGGACCCGUGGAACGCGAUCUGCAUUGUCGGGUUCCGGGUAUACUCGAAGGACGAGGACCUCGACUUGCGCGUAGUCCUCGAGGGUGGCGACAUGGCCGAGAACGGCAUGGGCGAGAAAGGUCCUGCCGAUAUCGACAACGCCCAGAUGAACGCCGGCGGCGAGCGCGAGAAGAAGAGUCAGGACGUCACAGAUGAAGUUGAGAUCGUCGACGGCGAGCUUGUUCGUAAGGAGAAGAUCGUUGCGCCCGACGACGACGCCGAAAAGAAGGAAAACGAAGAGGAUAAGAAAGAUGAGAAGCGUGAUGAUAAGGCUGAUGAAGAGAAGGGCGAAGAGACGCCCGCCAAAGAUGAGCCUAAGGAAGAUGAUGAUAAUGAAAAGAAAGAUCCAGACGACGAGAAGGAAGCCGAUGUAGACGUUAAAUCAGAUGAUAAGGACAACGGCAAAGACGAUUGCACCAAGUCGGAUGCUUCUGAUUCAUCAGACGAAUCACCGAUCCCUACUCCCGACUCAACGGACUCGCGGGACUCGUGCGCCCCCCAGCACCGCCUUGAACAGAAGAGGGCUCAAGAGCAAUCGUCAGAGAAAUCAUCAUCGGCCUAA